GUUAUGGAAAAUAGUGGAGACUGUAGUUGGAGAGAAUGAGAAACACAGUCCCCUACUGAAGACCACAUUCAGUGAUGUGGAGCAGACCUGUUCAGGUGCUGCAUUUUGCCAGUUGAUGAACAAAAUUCGUCCUGGAUCUAUCAACAUGUAUGAAGUAAGGUUGGAAGCAAAAGUGGAUACAGACAUCCUGAACAACUACAAGCUUCAACAAGGAGCAAAUUAAGAAAGAACAAGAGCUGAAAUUGUUGGUGAAUGGAGACAACCUGAAAACAUUAGAUUUGCUUACAUGGUUCAAAGUGUUUUAUAAUCACAAUUCUGUGGGGCAGAAGUACAAUCCUCAGGAGGGUUGUGGUGAACAGAAAGCAGGAUCAUUAAAGUCAAGCCCUGAGUUGGAAACGUAUGGAGAAACAUACUUCAAGACUCUACAGUGUCGCAGACACAAAAACUUCAUCCCAGAACAUGACAAAAGCUAAGGAGGAAAGAGAUGCUGAAUCCUUGUGUUCUUUCUCCUGCAGCCCAACCAUAGUGCAUUUCAUCAGAAAGUAUUGUCCAUCAACCUCAUCUGAUGCUGGCUCAAACAUUGCCAACAGCAUGGUCAGGCUAGUAUUAGGCAAGAGAUACCUAGAAAAUGUUGCAGAUGUUUGCAGUCAGACUCCAUAUUGCCUUUAUUUAUACCAUGGAGUGGAGCUCGAGGACAAGGAGGAUGCCUGUGUGAUCUUGCUGGGCUUCUUUGACAGAACUACUGGGGAAAACAAGAUCAGACUGAUUGAUGUCUUUCAACCAAAAGAAGAGACUGCUAAUGCCAUCUGUACCUGCAUUGUAGAGAUCCUUGAGAAGUUCAAAAUACCGUUAAUAAACAUGGCCAUAAUUUAUUCAAAUUUCCCAGAUCAUGAAAAUCUUCCCUCAGGUUUGAAGCGGUUUAAACCUGAUAUUGUGUCUUUAUGUGGACUUACAGAUAUAGCAGGAAAAGUGUGUCACAGUGGUGUCAUGGAAAUGGAGUUUUCAGGCCUGAUUGAGAAUCUCAUCACAGAGAUCUACAAACACUUUCCAUGUUUCCCAGAUGCUUUAAAAAGUGUGCUUGAAGAUGUUGAAGGGUCAAAAUUGAAUGAACUCUUAACAUCUCAGUGCUCUCUCUUCUGGAGAAUAAUCCAUAAAAUGACUACAGCUUGGUCGGACAUUGAGAAAUACUUUGGAUGUCAGGAGAACAGUAUCGAUAAACAAGCAAUCUGUCUUCUUAGGAAUCCUAAAGUAAGACUUAACUUCCUGUUUCUCAGUCAUGCUUUGCAGCCCCUUUGUGAUUUUCAGGAGAGUUUUGACCAAGGUGUCAGUGUCACACAGCUCCUCCAAGAUGCUUCUCAGUUACUGAAAGUCUACACAAAGAGCUUCCUCAGACCUGGAGCAGCAGAGUAUUUUCUUCGGAGAGGAAAGGCCUCGCUCGUGAAGGAAACAGUGGGACAUUUACCUAGAGGAGAGGUUGAAGUUGGCAGUGAAGCGGACAACUUUCUUCUGCAGAAUUCUGCGAAGCUGACCGACUACUUGGAGAGCUUCCAUAGGUCCAUCAUCUCCUUCUACACAACUGUUACUCUUAGUAUUGUCGCACGUUUACCCUUUCCAUACUCCACUCAGAGAAACUUGUCUUUAGUUUUGAGUCCGGGGAACAAGCUUGAGGUGACUGGCAAAGUAGUUCAAGAUUUAGGUGUCUGUUUUGGAGUUUGCUCAAGCCCUGAGAAAGUCAGCUUGCUGACAGAUGAGUUUUUGGAGUACCAGUUCAUUGAUGGGGGUGACACACACUCAGCUGACCAGUUGAUGGAGCAGUACUGGAAGAAUGAGCUGAGGAUUAUGGGAAGGACAUCCAGAUUUGGAAAAUUAAUCCUUAGCCUGUUGGCGCUGCCAAAAACUUUGAAAAAAGAGAUCAUUUUUGAGCAGCUGUUUCAGCACACUAACAACUUUAAGGAGGGAAAAAUAGAGGACCGUGAGGAGAAGGAUGUUGCAGAGGAUGAUGUCACAGACAGCAGCUCAUAUAAAAGUGCUCCAUCACAUUUUAGCCCAGAAACUCAGGGGAGCGUCCUAUCUGAUGUCACUGACCUGACAGAAGUGGAGGACGUGCCAAUGGACGCGCCAAUGGACGUGGACGACAUUGCACCAAUCUCUUGUGAAUCAGACACAGACAGCGAAAAUAAUACAAAAGAGGAUCACCCAUAUGUGUCCGUAGUCAUAGAUGAUGAUGAUGAUGGUGAUGAUGGUACCACUGAUGAUGAUGACGACGAGUACAACAAUAGUGAUGAUGAUGUCAUAUCGACUAAUACUGUAGAUCAAGAGAAAGAGAAAGGAAAUAUCUCCUCAACACAUAACAUAGAGAAAACAGACCAGGACGGUUUCACAGUUGGUGAGAUGGUUUGGGGGCAGAUUGAGGGCCUUGGUCUCUGGCCUGGACUGGUUCAGAGCUGGGACAGUGUGAGCCCCUGUGGCUCCAUGCGUAAAGUGGUUUUCUUUGGAAACAAGAUGGUGUCAGAGAUCCAUUCAGACAAUCUCCAGCCAUUUUCUUCAUUUGUCAAGUGCUUCUGUUCCAAUUCCUUUGCCACAGUAACUAUGUAUAAAGAAGCAAUCUUCAGCUCUCUGCAGGUGGCUUGCAAGCGCAGUAGAAUGUUUUUUUCUCCUGAGUCAGACUCUAAGGACGAGCUGCUAAGGGUUAUGUUGGAAUGGGCCUUUAGAGGUUUUGAACCGUCAGGUUCAGAUGGGCUUCGACCUCAAUCAAAAGGCAAAGCUGUUGUGCCACACUCAGUGAAUGGAACAACAGGCUCUGUCAACCACCCUCAAAAAUAUCAAGACAGUCCAGAAAAAUUAUUUCACUUAACUGUAUCUCUGAAUAAGCUCUCUGAAUCUCUGGACCUGAGCAAUGGCUCGAUAAACCUAAAAAAAACAGACGUUUACAGAAAAUUCAUGUAUCCUAAAUGGAAUCUGAGAUCCUUGCAGAAUGUGAAGAUCCUUAAUAGAAAAUAUGCACGCCGGAAAAUGAUUGAAAAUAUAGACCCAAGCAUGCAGAUCCAGUCAAGACAAAACAGCCAGACAAGACAUGAAAUGGUGGAUGGAGUAUUAAAAAAGAAGAAAGACAUUGAAGAUUUCUGUUUAUCAUGUGGGAGUGCACCUGUCGAAGUCCUCCACCCACUCUUUGAAGGCAGCCUGUGCUCCAAAUGCAAGUAUAAUUUCACUGAGACGCUGUACCGAUAUGAUGAAGAUGGAUAUCAGUCAUACUGCACUGUGUGCUGUUGUGGCAUGGAGGUUAUUCUGUGUGGCCAUGACAGCUGUUGUCGCUCCUACUGUGUGGACUGUCUGGAUAUCUUAGUAGGCGAGGGGACAUUUAACAAACUGAAAAAUGUGGACCCAUGGAUCUGUUACCUGUGUGCACCCGAGAACAGCCUUGGAGCCAUGAGGCCUAGACAAGACUGGAGUGUCCGUGUGCAGGAAUUCUUUGCCAACGAUAGUGCUAUGGAGUUUGAGCCCCAUCGUGUUUACCCCUCAAUCUCUGCCAACCUGCAACAUCCAAUCAGAGUCCUCUCCUUAUUUGAUGGUAUAGCCACAGGAUACCUCGUUCUGAAAGAUCUUGGCUUCAGAGUGGAAAAAUAUGUGGCCUCAGAGGUCGAUGAAGAGUCUAUUACCAUCUCCAUGGUCAACCACGAUGGAAAAAUCACUCAUGUGGAUGAUGUUCGAAGAAUAACCAAGUAUCAUAUUGAUAAGUGGGGCCCGUUUGAUUUACUCAUUGGUGGAAGUCCUUGCAAUGACUUGACCAUAGUCAAUCCUUCCCGGAAAGGCUUGUUUGAGGGCACUGGACGGCUCUUUUUCGAAUAUUAUCGGAUCCUGAAUAUUAUGAAGCCGAAGGAGGAAGACCCACGGCCAUUCUUCUGGCUGUUUGAGAAUGUUGUGACCAUGAGCAACAGUCAUAAAGCGGACAUUUGCCGCUUUCUAGAAUGUAACCCUGUCCUUGUUGAUGCUGUGAAAGUAAGCCCAGCUCACAGAGCAAGGUACUUCUGGGGGAACAUACCUGGCAUGAACAGACCAAUCAUACCUUCUCAGAAUGAUAAACUAUGUCUACAGGAUUGUCUGGAGGCCGGCCGCACAGCAAAUUAUGUUAAAGUUCGCACUAUCACCACACGCCCAAAAUCGCUGAAACAGGGAGCCAAUGACAAACAUUACCCUGUUACUAUGAGAGGAAAAGAUGACCACAUAUGGAUCACGGAAAUGGAGAAAAUCUUUGGAUUUCCAAAGCAUUACACGGAUGUGAAGAAUAUGGGCCGCAUGCAGAGGCAGAAAGUAUUGGGGAAGUCUUGGAGCGUCCCUGUCAUAAGACAUCUGUUGGCACCACUAAAGGAUUACUUCGCUUGUGAGGAAGUCCCCUUGAAAUGAACGGAAAUUUAAAAGACUCAGGGACAGGAGUUUAUUAACUAAACUUUUAUAACUAACUGGAGAAUUGUUGGUAAUAGUGGUUGUUGUGAAACCGAAGAAAGAUGUUUUCAUUUAAAUUGAAUGCUGUAUUAAAACACUGGUCACUUUUUUAACAUGUAAUUUUCUCAAAUUGUAAUUUAGUUACGAAUGGAUUAACGAAUUUAGAGAAUGUGGGAUUGAACACAAUGAAUAAACCGGAUAAAUGUGUGUUGUGCUCCGUAAAAUACCAGUAUAAUUGAUUAUUUGGAACAAUGUCUUGAUUUUGAACUGCAAUGAGUGUUGACCUAUCAUUUACAUUUUAUGGCAAUAACCACAUUCAUUAUACAGGUGCAUCUCAAUAAAUUAGAAUGUCGUGGAAAAGUUCAUUUAUUUCAGUAAUUCAACUCAAAUUGUGAAACUUGUGUAUUAAAUAAAUUCAAUGCACACAGA
Messenger RNA from Myxocyprinus asiaticus (Chinese sucker), 4869 nucleotides. Its product is annotated as DNA (cytosine-5)-methyltransferase 3B-like. Gene Ontology annotation, molecular function: DNA binding; DNA (cytosine-5-)-methyltransferase activity, acting on CpG substrates. Bases 400 to 4401 code for a protein of 1333 amino acids. The transcript is spliced from 24 exons. Gene Ontology annotation, biological process: negative regulation of transcription by RNA polymerase II. The record is from RefSeq and is a predicted model, not a curated record. NCBI's taxonomy places the organism in Eukaryota, Metazoa, Chordata, Actinopteri, Cypriniformes, Catostomidae. Gene Ontology annotation, cellular component: nucleus.